AUGAUUCUUGAAGACGAAGGAAGAGCGAUAUGUCGUUACAACGAAAAUGAAGUUUUGCCAAAUGUCAAAGGAGUAGUCGUUGAUACACAAGAGUAUAGGGCAAAUAGAAGAGAAGUACACAAUCGCGAUAUUCAUCACGCCCUUCGUGUUGAUUUGGUGGAGCACGUUUGUAAUACUCAUAUUCAGCCGCCGAUAGAGUUUUCUUAUGAUGAUUUGUUUGACAAAUCAGACGAGGAUUCUGAUAUGUUCGUCGAGAGCGAAGAUUCCGGUGACGAGAGUGAUGCUCAGGAGAAUGAUGAAGACAAUGAGGUCGAUGACGAGGACGAUGAUUCCGAGUGA
Lactuca saligna is the source of this 339-nucleotide messenger RNA. The record is from the annotation of a GenBank genome assembly. Lineage: Eukaryota; Viridiplantae; Streptophyta; Magnoliopsida; Asterales; Asteraceae.